Molecule: messenger RNA, 1876 nt
Organism: Nanorana parkeri
Lineage: Eukaryota; Metazoa; Chordata; Amphibia; Anura; Dicroglossidae
Product: S-adenosyl-L-methionine-dependent tRNA 4-demethylwyosine synthase-like
Exons: 12
Biological process (GO): wybutosine biosynthetic process
Molecular function (GO): catalytic activity; 4 iron, 4 sulfur cluster binding; FMN binding
Source: RefSeq, a predicted model, not a curated record
ACCACAACUCAAAGUAUUUGUGUUUUCCUGAUUGCAACUUACACUGAUGGGCAGCCCACUGAGAGUGCAAAGUGGUUCUGUAAAUGGCUGGAAGAAGCCUCUAACGACUUCCGCUUUGGAAAAACCUUCCUGAAAGGUUUGCGAUAUGCAGUAUUUGGACUCGGAAACUCUGUCUACAUUGGCCACUACAAUACAGUCGGUAUAAAUAUUGAUAAGUGGUUGUGGAUGCUCAGUGCUACCCGCAUAAUGACUCGCACCGAGGGAGACUGUAAUGUAGUGAAUAGUAAACAUGGCAGUAUGGAAGCAGACUUCAGAGCCUGGAAGAAGAAGUUCCUCAACAGGCUGCAGGCUCUGCUGAAGGGAGAAAAGAAAACCUGCAGUGGGAAAUGUAAAAAGGCAAAAUGUAAAUCUAAAAAGGAGCAUAAUACUGCUACAGUGGAUGCAGACCAGAACAAACACGGGGAUUCAGAACAUGAUGACUUUGAGCAGGAAGUGCUUUAUGAAACCACCAGCGAGUCAGAAUCUGAAGGGGAGAAAGAAGAUGGUGGUCUUAUUGAUGUGGAAGAUUUGGGGAAGGCAAUGCGGAGUAUGAAGAAAGCAAAGAGAGAACAAGAUGUUAAUGGAGAAGCUGGAAAUCUAGGAAAGUCUCGGAAGACUGCUGAAACCGCAGGGAACGAGGAGCCUAGAGAAAUGAUUACUCCUGCUCUACAGGAGGCUCUGACUAAACAAGGUUACAGACUAAUCGGAAGUCAUUCAGGUGUUAAGCUCUGCCGAUGGACAAAGUCCAUGCUGAGAGGAAGAGGAGGAUGUUACAAGCACACAUUCUAUGGGAUUGAAAGUCAUAGAUGUAUGGAAACCACUCCAAGCCUUGCUUGUGCCAACAAAUGCGUUUUCUGUUGGAGACAUCAUACUAAUCCAGUGGGAACUGAAUGGAAGUGGAAGAUGGAUCAGCCUGAGAUGAUACUAGAACAAGCCAUUGAGAAUCACCAAAACAUGAUUAAGCAGUUUAAAGGGGUUCCUGGUGUAAAACCUGACCGAUUUGAAGAAGGCAUGAAUGUCAAACAUUGUGCUCUAUCUUUAGUUGGAGAACCAAUUAUGUACCCCGAGAUCAACCAGUUACUCAAAUUGCUUCAUAAGCAGCACAUAUCCAGUUUCCUUGUAACAAAUGCACAAUUCCCAGAACAAAUGAGGUCUCUGGAGCCAGUCACACAGCUGUAUGUGAGUGUGGAUGCCAGUACCAAAGACAGCCUUAAGAAAAUUGAUCGCCCACUGUUCAAGGAUUUUUGGCAAAGGUUUCUUGACAGCUUGACAGCAUUGGCAGAAAAGCAACAGCGGACCGUAUACCGGUUAACCCUAGUGAAAGCAUGGAAUGUAGAUGAACUAAAAGCAUAUGCUGAUCUAGUCACCAUCGGCAAACCUGACUUCAUUGAGGUUAAGGGUGUGACGUACUGUGGUGAGAGUUCAGCCAGCAAUCUAACAAUGGCAAAUGUCCCUUGGCAUGAAGAGGUCAUUCAUUUUGUACAAGAGUUAACAGAUCUGCUCCCAGAUUAUGAAGUCGCAUGUGAACAUCAGCACUCAAACUGUAUGCUAAUUUCUCAUAAAAAGUUCAAGAUUGAUGGAGAAUGGUGGACUUGGAUCGAUUAUGAGAAAUUCCAAGAAUUGAUUCUCUCACACGAGAAGGGUGGUGGGACUGAGACAUUUACUGCUUUGGACUAUGUUGCAAAAACACCUAAGUGGGCUCUAUUUGGUUCCAGUGAGAGGGGUUUUGAUCCUGUAGACACACGUUUCCUGAGAAAAAAUAAAACCAAGGAUAUUUCUGGGUGCUAGGGACAAUUUUCUGCUGUAUAUUGAAAAUGUCUUUGCCUUUGCUUUAAAC